CCUGUCACAGAUGAACACUCUCCAAGUCCUCCUGUUUUUGUCUCUAAUUCUUGGAUCUACAGUGCAAGACGAGAAAGAAGUGGAGGUUGGAGAGGAUGCAACUCUUGAUUGUCAGGGUCCCCAUGAAGGGAACAUCUUAUGGGUAGCAUGGACCAAGAGUGACCUGAAAGCAGACGAUUACGUCUUUUUCUUUCGGGAAGAUCGUCUUUACAAAACAUACCAGCAUGAAUUAUUCAAAGGUCGAGUGGAGCUGGAAGACCCAAACAUGAAAAGUGGAAAAAUGUCCAUCAUUCUUCACAACAUCACUGUUAACGACGCUGGAACAUAUGAGUGCCACAUCUCAUAUGAAACAGACCACAGCCAGAGAUCUGAGAUGAAGCAGGAAACCAAGCUGAAAGUUACACCUGCAGUUCAAAGACAAGGAGCCAGGAAGGAAGGAGCAAAGAAGGAUGGAUCUGUUGGACUUUUAUCCGGUCUAUCAGUUUCCAGCCUGCUUCUCAUUGUUGCUGCUAUUGGAUAUUUGGUGUAAAGAAAACAGCAAAAGAGUCGGAACUUGGGCUGUGAUCAGGCUGAACGACAGAUGAACUGAUGGACAGAAAUUCAAUGAGUGUGAAACAUGUCCAGAACUUUCCCUGAAAGCCUUUGCACUGGGACAGGGGAAAAAAAGAAAACCCACUGACUAAAUGAUAAUGGUGAUAGUAUUUGGUGUUUUUGAGGAUCAGACUAACAAGACAAAAACUCUUGCACAUGAAUAUAUUACCACUUCAUAAAAUAGUCUUGUAAUUUGAUCCAUGUCCCUGAAGGCAACUGGAAUAUUUUGCACUUCUAAAGAGUGAAAAAAUGCUGCUGUAUUCAUGUGAGACAUCGACAAGAAGCUUGGCAGUAUCACACACGGUGGCGCAACAUUCAUGACAAACAUUUCAAUCAGCCGGCAGCAGGUGGAAACAUUCACAGAGGGGAUGACCCGGCUCCUGGAAGAAAAUCAAAUGAGCUUAUAUUGAGCUCCGGGCACGUAACAUGAAGGGAUUACUUAGUGUAGUCAGGCAUCCCAGAGGAGGCAGAUGAAGACCGAGAAUCAAAGGGUGAGACGGUUCAUCCGGGCUCACCUGAAAUUCCCGGAGAACACCAUAAAAAACAUCAGCUUCCAUCGUGCCCAUUUUCUGGGAGGGACGCGUCUGGACCAAAGUGACAAAUUUUGGGUCAAAAUUGAACAUCUUGAACAGAAAGAGGUAAAGAGCCUCGACGGGGAGCUGAGAGGAGCAGACUUCAGUGCUAACAACCAGUUUACAAGGAGAUCCUGGAGCGAAGCAAGGUCCUGUUCCUGAUCUGUCCUGAGCUGUCAUCAGGUCAGGUGAUCUGUGUCGACACAAACACCUCUUUCUGAUAUGUCCUUUUCACUUUCCUUUUCCACUGAUGUAACUGACAUGUCUGCAUAGAAAGUUACUGCUGGUCCUUUAAGACCUAUUGGGCCCUCCGUUUUGCCUAACUAUUUAUAAAGCCCAGUAUAUUUAAAACCACAUAAGCUAGCUCAAUAAUUCUUUUUUGCAUAUGAAACCGGAGGGGUUGUACUUACAUCUUAUGGACAAAGUUUCCAUAUGGCAUCUUAUGCCAUAUGUGGAAGGAAAUCGAAACCUUUGAGGUUACGGUUUCCUUCCAGGUGUUGUUUGCUUUUUCUUGUAUGGUUUUUUCUUUACAUGUGCAGCAGUUGGUGAUCCGUUGUGCUUUCCUACUUCAGCUCUGUCUGUUUAUUCUUUUCUUUUUUCUUUCGCUUUUUUUCUGACUGUCAGCUUUGAGGUUGUCAUCUUACACAUGCACUGUAAUAAUGUAAAUAAUGGAUUUGAACUGAUUAAAUGUCCUGCAUGUGAAAACAGAAGGUUUCCUCAAACUAGCACUGACAUUGUGUGUGUGUGUGUCUGUGUGUGUGUGUGUGUGUGUGUUGCUGCCAAGUCAGUCAUUAAAAGCUAAUGAGAGUCUGAUUAAAUGUGCUGGUUUCAAGAUUUACAUGAAUGUUUUGCACAUAUUUGCUUUUGUUUCUCCCCUCUCCUCCAGACUGCAUUUGACCUCAAACAAACACUCGUUACACACAACUGUUUCCAGUUGACCUGGCCUUCUUUUCCACUGACAUCUUCUUCUGAGUUGUAGGUGCUGAAUCGUCUCCACACGCUCUUUUAUCUUAAUUUCUGCUGCAACAUUUAGAUAGUAGGAUCAAAAUGAAAGCAUGAAUCCAUCCUGCUUUCCACCAACAGUUUAGCCUGUGGUGUGACGUGUGGAGGAUUUCCUUGACACACAAACUGAGUAUUAUUUAAACAUCACAGCCUGGAGCUUUAUGACUGCUGUGUACCUUCUGAUGGCUGCUUCCAGCAGGUUAACACACUAAGUAUUUCAAACUGGUUUCUUUAACAUGAUAAUGAGUUCACUGCACUCAAAUAGCCCACACUCCACAGUCA
Messenger RNA from Oreochromis niloticus (Nile tilapia), 2447 nucleotides. RefSeq names its product hepatitis A virus cellular receptor 2 homolog. Lineage: Eukaryota; Metazoa; Chordata; Actinopteri; Cichliformes; Cichlidae. Gene Ontology annotation, molecular function: signaling receptor binding. Gene Ontology annotation, cellular component: external side of plasma membrane. Gene Ontology annotation, biological process: T cell receptor signaling pathway; regulation of cytokine production. Bases 11 to 529 code for a protein of 172 amino acids. The record is from RefSeq and is a predicted model, not a curated record. The transcript is spliced from 3 exons.